Molecule: messenger RNA, 1608 nt
Organism: Lathyrus oleraceus (garden pea)
Lineage: Eukaryota; Viridiplantae; Streptophyta; Magnoliopsida; Fabales; Fabaceae
Exons: 6
Coding region: 153-1295 (380 amino acids)
Source: RefSeq, a predicted model, not a curated record
CAUCCUUGCGUCCCUUCACCUUCACACGCACAUCUCGCACGUGCACUUUUCCUUUUUUCUCGCCACAUCUCUCUCUCUCUAAAUCAUAACAUUCCAUUCCUAAAAACUCAAAUCAAAAUUCAAAACCCUAUCACUGCCAUUUUCUCUAUCCAAUGGGAGCGGUUACGUCGUCGAUGGCGGCGAAGUUCGCCUUCUUUCCGCCGAAUCCGCCGUCGUACGGCAUCGGAGUUGACGAAGCUACCGGAAAAAACAAGAUCACUGGAGUUUCCACUAGAGAAAACGUCGACGUUUUGAAGCUUUGUACGAAGAGAGCAAAUAGCAUCGUUGCUUUGUAUAUAAAGAACACUUCAGCUUCUCUUACGGUUCUGUAUUCUCAUGGAAACGCCGCUGAUCUGGGUCAGAUGUACGAGUUGUUCAGUGAACUCAGUAUUCACCUCCGAGUCAACCUCUUGUGUUAUGACUAUUCUGGGUAUGGUCAAUCUUCUGGGAAGCCUAGUGAACAGAACACUUAUGCAGAUAUAGAGGCUGCUUAUAAAUGUUUGGUAGAAAUGUAUGGGGCCAAAGAAGAAGAUAUUAUUCUGUAUGGACAAUCUGUUGGUAGUGGUCCUACUACAGAUUUAGCUUCCCGUUUACCCAAUCUUCGAGCUGUCAUUCUCCAUAGUCCCAUCCUAUCUGGCCUUCGAGUCAUGUAUCCUGUGAAGCGGACUUACUGGUUCGACAUUUAUAAGAACAUCGAUAAAAUUCCUUUGGUCAACUGUCCAGUUCUUGUAAUUCAUGGAACAGAUGAUGAUGUAGUAGAUUGCUCCCACGGGAAGCAACUUUGGGAACAUUGUAAAGAAAAGUACGAACCAUUAUGGGUUAAAGGAGGAAAUCAUUGUGACCUAGAACUUUACCCUCAAUAUAUAAAGCACCUAAAGAAAUUCAUUGCAGCUAUCGAGAAGUCCUCACGUCAAAGAACUGAACCUGGACCAGCUCCCGAUCAACUAGACAUACCUCGGGACAGCAAAGAUUUCAGAGAGAAACCUAGACCUAGCAUGGAUCUAAGGGAAAACUCUAGACGAAGUAUUGAGUUCAAAGAAAAGUCUAGAAUAAGCACAGACCUUAAAGAAAAAUCAAGAUCUGGAGUGGAUAAAAGAGAUAAAUCAAGAAAGAGUGUAGAUCGCACCGACAAAUUAAAUAAUGGAGCAGACAUUCCUGAGAAAGCUAGAAAUAGCAUUGACCGUUUUGGGGGGAUGGUUAGAUCAGUUGGAUUAUGCAAUAUUGAUUGUUUCAGACCGUCGGCAACUCAUGCAUAAAGAUGACACGCUUACACGCCGAGGUUGUAUUCUUCUAAUUGAUUAUUUGAUUGGUUUAUGGGAUGUAUGGUUUAUAGGAAUCUGUUCCACCGUGUGAUUUAUUUUCUAAAAUUUAUAGAUAUAGAUCAAAAAGUAAUUUAACCAGGCCACUAAAUUUUCUUAAAAUAUCAUAAUCUAACCUCUCUGUUAUUAGUAUUCCUGCAUAGACCAAGGUAGUGACUAGCGAGUUCUAUUGUUUGGAUUGGUGUUGCUUGCCAUACAAACAACAGUUAUACAAAAUGUCACCAUUUAUGAAGUGUUAGAUUUACUUCUA